GUGAUUAUUUCUUUAAAAAAUGGCCGAUUAUAAUAGACCACUACCAAUCAGAUCUAUGCCACCAAUGCCUCGUUCGUUACCGCCUCUAGGAAGUAGAUCACUGUCAUCGUUAUCUGAACAUAAACACUUUACAUGGAAUACUCAAUCAUUACAUGUAAUGCACGGAUAUAGACCAACCGUGUCAACAUCAAUUGGUGAGCAAAUAGUUGCACCGGUUCUAAAUCAUCAGUCAUCGCUUCCAUUACAACCAAUAUUAUCGCCCUGUUGGUCGAAUGCUGAACGUUUCCCACCUACUCACUAUCCUCCUCCUGUUCCUUUCGGUUAUUUGUCAAUCCCACAACAAUCUGUUGUUAAUUUUGAGUCAACUUUCAAUUCAUGGUUAAGUUAUUAUGAACCAAUAUUUAUCGAGCGUAGAAGACAAUGUAAAGAACAAAAUAAUAUACAACUACCGGUGUAUAGAAAUAUAUUGGUCAAAUGGUCAGAAUUAAUUCAGAAAAUGCAAUCAACUUCUACACAAAAUGAAAUGCCUUCUUUUUCAUUACAGAAUGAACUGAAUGCUGUUCAACAGUAUUGUAUAAAUCCACAUAUUACCAAUUUAGUGAAGAAGAAACUUCGUGUAAUCCACAAGAAAAGACGUUAUCUUAAACGUUUACGUGAUCGUAGACAAAAUUCACAACUACAAUCAUCAACUUCUUCUGUAAUCGUACAGUCUACAACUGGUAGUAUACUUGAACGAUUAAAAUCAGACAUAUCAUUGGCUAUUGUACAAUCAAGUGUUCAUGAUAAACAGGAAAUCAAUGUAGAUAACCAUACAGACAAUGUUAUUGACAAUGAAUCAAAACAGAAACUGUUUAAUAUUAGUGAAGAAAAUAACAAUCAUCAUCAUUUUAAUCAAAUGAAAACAACAUUACGUAAAUCCAUUGAUGAAUGUCAAAAACGUAUACAACUACUGAACAAUUUGGAAAAAUUACGUUCAGCACGAUUAGCACAAGCUGAACAACAAGGUGGUCUUUUUCCUUAUCAACUCAAUGAAAAAUUCAAUUCUGACAUGAAUGAAGUGAAAAAUCAACUAUCUGUUCAAAUCCAAAAGUUGGAAUCAUUAUAUUCAAAGGUUAAAGAUGCCAUUAGAAAUAUUGUAAAUCGUCAGUCCAAAAAUAACUAUAAUACCGUAUCUCGAACUGAGGGUAAUUAUUGCAUUCAUGUGCCCAAUUUAUCAAAAUCAAUAAAAAUGGAACUUUUUGGGAAUUACUCUACCAGUAAUUCUUCCAAGAUUCUACAACGUUGGGAACGUUUUUAUCAUCAGGCUGAUUAUAAUUUCUGUGAUUUCAUACGAAUCAGAUAUGCUUGGGAUAAAUAUCUUAAGAUGGAUAUUCCUACUAAUGAAAAUGUAUUAGAUAGUUUAACUAAUUUACAAUUACCGAAUAGUUGGAUCUUACCUCAAAUGAACAACAAUCAUCAUCAAAAUGACCAAAUUGAUAAUAUAAAGAAGAAAUGGGAUAAAUAUCUUAAGCCAAUUCCCUGUUGUUAUACAUAAUUCAUUUAUUUCAUCUGUUAUAUUGUAAACUGUAUUCAACUGAUUAUUUCACCUGUAUAUUAUCAUUAUUAUUUAUAAUGUCAAUUGUUUCCCCCUUUUUUUUAAAAAAGAUGUACAUUAUUUAAAUGAAAUUAACUUAAUACAAAUCAAUUUACAUUUGACGAUAGUUUAAACAUUAUAGAAAUAAACUAUUCUGUGAUUCAUUUAUUCAUUUGAUCUAAUAAGAGAUUAUUACAAAAAAGUAUAUUUUCUUGUAUUGUGGUGUUGUCUACUUAUAUCUA
Schistosoma rodhaini is the source of this 1815-nucleotide messenger RNA. Lineage: Eukaryota; Metazoa; Platyhelminthes; Trematoda; Strigeidida; Schistosomatidae. The record is from the annotation of a GenBank genome assembly.